Exophiala aquamarina CBS 119918 is the source of this 1536-nucleotide messenger RNA. RefSeq lists its product as uncharacterized. Gene Ontology annotation, biological process: tRNA N1-guanine methylation. NCBI's taxonomy places the organism in Eukaryota, Fungi, Ascomycota, Eurotiomycetes, Chaetothyriales, Herpotrichiellaceae. The record is from RefSeq and is a predicted model, not a curated record. Gene Ontology annotation, cellular component: nucleus. The coding region runs from base 1 to 1536 and encodes 511 amino acids. The transcript has a single exon. Gene Ontology annotation, molecular function: tRNA binding.
AUGGCUACCGAAGAGCGGCCUAAUAAGCUCAGGAGGCUCGAGAAACCGGAAAACGAAGUGCCUGAGGACGAAGCCACCACACCUCUCCUGCGGCAGCCAUGCGAAAAUGUCGCUUCAGAGUCCGAGAACAGUAAGCCAUACGAGCAUACUGCUAAUGAUGUAGAUGGAACCGGCGCCGGGCCAGAGGGUGAUUUAGACGUCCAAAACCCACCAGGAUCGCAGAUAGAAGCCAAAACGGCGCCACCACAGAAUGGUGAACAUGCACAGCCCAUGUCAAAAAGCCAGUUGAAGAAACUACGCAAACAGCAAGAGUGGGAAGCAGGCCGGGACUACCGCAAGGCCAAGCGGAAGCAGAAGACACAGGAGAAAAGACAAAGAAAGAGAGAAGCGAGGGAAGAAGCCGAAGCUCAGCAGCAGCAGCAGACCAGCGCUUCGAAGACCCCACCAACCAACCAUCACCGGCCACGGCCGCGACCAGUCGUUCUCCCUGUUACGAUAAUGAUAGACUGCGGCUUCGACGAUCUCAUGACGGAGAAGGAGCGUAUAUCCUUAGGCUCUCAGCUCACGCGCUCGUACUCGGACAACUGGCACGCCCCCUUCCAGACACACCUGUUCCUCAGCUCGUGGGGAGGUCUCCUUAGGGAGAGAUUUGACACUGUGCUCAGAAAGCACUAUCUCAACUGGAAAGGCAUAACUUUCGAGACUGGAGAUUUCGUGCAGGCGGCACAGAAGGCCAAUGAAGUCAUGAGAGGGUCGAACGGUGGGAAGUUGUUGGGUAUCUUUCAACCAGCCGUGGCACCGAGUAAUGAUCCUAGACCACAGGAGAUGGAGCAGAUCGACAUUAAACAACCUCAAUCCUCUACCAACGGAGCAUCUCCACCCUCCAAUACUCAACACGACACGGCGCCCUCUUUCAACAGACCCUCCACCACCGCUGCAGUCAGCGUCGAUUCCGCACAACAUCAGCCAGUACCACCUCCUCAGUCCGAGGUAUCGUUCGCCUCCCAGGCGUGUCCAGACGACGGCGAAAUCAUCUACCUAACCUCCGACUCUCCAAACACACUGUCCACUCUACGCCCCUAUUCGACGUACAUCGUGGGCGGGCUAGUAGACAAGAACCGACACAAAGGGAUCUGCUACCGGACCGCGUGCGAUCGGGGCGUCCAAACGGCGAAGCUGCCUAUCGGCGAGUACCUGGAGAUGCAGUCUCGGAAGGUGCUGACAACGAACCAUGUCGUCGAGAUCAUGAUUCGCUACCUGGAGUGCGGGAACUGGGGGGAGGCGUUCCUGAAGGUCAUUCCUAAGCGGAAGGGUGGUAGGUUGAGGGAAGAGAAGAAGGAGGGCGAUGAUGGUAUAGACGACGAAGGAGAAGAGGAAGAAGAUGAUGGUGGUGUUGAGGAGGAGGAUCGAGAUCACGGCGAAGUUGUUGAUGAUGAUUAUCCGAAUCCGAAUGGUCAAGGUGGUGAGAUUGGUACCGGUGAACAUGCCGAGUCCUCCUACACCUCGCAUGCUGAAGUCCCCGCCACUGCGCAGUAG